AUGCGUUCCUCCCGACAUACUCUCGAUCGUUCCUCGAUCAUCGACGAUAAUAUCGACCCAGCCCCAGCCUCCUCCUCCGUCCCAACGUCUUGUCACGGUCGACCACCCCUUACGGAAGACACAACAACUCUGGGAAGUAUUGCAAGACUUUCCCAGCUCUCAGCCGAUCAAGAUACACCGGAGAUACGUUGUUUAAAGACGGGCAAAAUGAUCAACCGGAGAGCCUUCGAUCAUCCAGUUGUUAUUUUAGCGAUAUCAAAACACGGCGACAAUAAACCCAGUGCUCUUUGCUGCCAGAUAUCCAGCAAUCGGAAUCCAUUGGCAGAGGAGGCGGCAAGUUUCCUCCCCAUUUCAACGGUCACACUGGGAGGAGACUAUCAUCGUGUCCCAGAGAUGAGGAAGGAUAUGAUAUUGGAAGACAAACCAAUGGCAAAACACUUCUUUGACUUCCCUCUCUCCCUCCUCUCAAGAUGGGAUUAUUCAGAAGAUAUGUUCUCAACUCGUCUUUGCUUUUCAUCCUUCAAUGUCUUAUUGAAGUCUCUUGGACUUCAUAAGUGGGAGCAUAGACAAGAGUUCAUUCCCACACCAGAGAUCAUCGCUGGUGAAAAGGACGAGAUUUUGCCAGUAGAUUUUGCCACAAGUCUGCCCAUUAAAUUCUUUCCACUUCAACGGUCACUCAAUCAACAUCUUAAAUAUUUCAUCACAGAGCUGGGUUCCUCAUCUCCUCAUCUUCUCAACCCAACACAGCAAUACGCUUCGGCCCAUUGA
Messenger RNA from Sclerotinia borealis F-4128, 768 nucleotides. The record is from the annotation of a GenBank genome assembly. NCBI's taxonomy places the organism in Eukaryota, Fungi, Ascomycota, Leotiomycetes, Helotiales, Sclerotiniaceae.